Messenger RNA from Danaus chrysippus (African queen), 2448 nucleotides. NCBI's taxonomy places the organism in Eukaryota, Metazoa, Arthropoda, Insecta, Lepidoptera, Nymphalidae. The record is from the annotation of a GenBank genome assembly.
UUGUUUAAAGAUUGUGCCUGCUUUCCAAAAGACAGUCAGCAACCACGCGUUUCAGAAUUAGCCUCGAAAUAUGGCAGAUAUGAGAGAAGAGUGGUUUAUCUAUUCAAACAUCAGGAUUCAGGAUCUGUUUCCAUCUAUGUACCAAAUCAAGAAAAACAAGACAAAUUUCCGGAUUUAACGGUUGGAAAAACAGACAAAUACGGUUUUCCCAGCCUAUACAAUCUACUUGAGAUUUUCAAAAAUCCAUCAACUUUAUCACAAUCAAUUAUAUUACCGAAACCAGAAAAACUAUACAAUAAAACAAUACUCAAACCGUCUAAACCUACAGAACAUGAAAAGAAAACAGAAAAUGAAUCCGAGCCAACAAAACCAACCGAUGAACAAGAUCAUACACCUGAUGAUAAUCAUCAUGUAGAACAACCUCAGUUAGAUAUUUUACCAGGUGACAAAGGAAAUAUACAUGAUGGUCAACAUGUACAAUUACCUCUCAUUCAUGUUCUACCAGGGGACAAAGAACAUACACAUGAUGGUCAACAUGUACAAUUACCUCUCAUUCAUGUUAUACCAGGUGACAAAGAACAUACACAUGAUGGUCAACAUGUACAAUUACCUCUCAUUCAUGUUAUACCAGGUGACAAAGAACAUACACAUGAUGGUCAACAUGUACAAUUACCUCUCAUUCAUGUUAUACCAGGGGACAAAGGACAUACACAUGAUGGUCAACAUGUACAAUUACCUCUCAUUCAUGUUAUACCAGGUGACAAAGAACAUACACAUGAUGGUCAACAUGUACAAUUACCUCUCAUUCAUGUUAUACCAGGGGACAAAGGACAUACACAUGAUGGUCAGCAUGUACGAGUACCUCACUUUCAUGUUUUACCAGGUGACAAAGGACAUACACAUGAUGGUCAGCAUGUACGAGUACCUCACUUUCAUGUUUUACCAGGUGACAAAGGACAUACACAUGAUGGUCAACAUGUACGAGUACCUCACUUUCAUGUUUUACCAGGUGACAAAGGACAUACACAUGAUGGUCAACAUGUACGAGUACCUCACUUUCAUGUUUUACCAGGUGACAAAGGACAAACAAAUGAUCAUGAAAAUGUACAAACACCUGACCACCUUAUUAUUAUACCAGGUGACAAAGGACAAACAAAUGAUGAUGAAAAUGUAGAAAAACCUGAGCACCUUUUUGUUUUACCAGGUGACAAAGGACAAACAAAUGAUCAUGAAAAUGUACAAACACCUGACCACCUUAUUAUUAUACCAGGUGACAAAGGACAAACAAAUGAAGAUGAAAAUGUAGAAAAACCUGAGCACCUUAUUGUUAUACCAGGUGACAAAGAACAAACAAAUGAUGAUGAAAAUGUACAAACACCUGACCACCUUAUUAUUAUACCAGGUGACAAAGGACAAACAGAUCAUGAAAAACGGUUGGAACCAAAUAAUAAUGUUCGUUUGAACUUAACCAUAGUCGAGGAACCAGAAUUAAUCCCAUCAAAUCCUGUUAAGGAAAAUAUUAGAAUUGAUAUAAUUGAAGAUUUGCCUUCACAACCAUCUAAAAAUGAUGAAAAAAUUGUAGAAAAUAAUCAAAAUAUCCUGAACCUUAUAUUAGAUGAAGAAAAUAAUGUAAUACUUCCGUCACCCGAAGAUAUACAAAUACCAAACAGCCCGCAAUUUAAUGAGUGGCUGCUUGAACAAAUUAAAGUUGUGGAUAACGAUGUACUAGGACUUAAACUACCCAAUGAUAUAGAAGUGCAGAGAUUUAAAUACCUCCUUAUUAAUCUAAUAACUAAGAGUGGUUUUCGCGUAACAGAGCUGGGAGACUUAUUGGAUGAAAACGGUAGAGUGUUGAAGCUUUCAAACUUAAUACUAAAGAGAGUUAUGAUAAGUGACCCAGCGGUUUACAAACAUAUCAUGACGAAACAUAAAUGCAUUGUACCUCAUGACAUCCCAUAUUUGGAGGCUGUUUUCGUUGGCUUAGCUCGCCCGCCAAGAAUCCUAGGGGUAAUACCAUUGAGAAUGACUCUGUUGCCGAAAUGUAAAGGGAAUCAAUGCACCCAAAACAGCCAAUGUAACCCAGCUACUGGCAAAAUUAGCCCUCUUGACCUAAACCACGCUGUCAAACUUGAUUAUUCACCUGAAAUAGGAAGAAAUUUAUACGAACCAGCAAUAAUAGCGGCUAAGGAAGAAUCCAGGAGUCAUAGUGAGCCAGAAUUAACUUUAAAUCUAAACCCGGGGGAUCUUAAGGUAAUUCUUCACCAAUAUUUAGAUCAGGCGGAUAAUGGAGAAAAUGUUGAUGAAUCUAUUACUAUUGAUGAUGAUGAUGAUGAAGAAGUGAUAUUCCCGAAAAUUGUGGGUGGUAACGCUGCCACUAGUAGCGGAACACCCGUCAAUAGUCGAGGAAGAUCAGGUUAUAAUGACCACUGGUAUUUCGUAAGGAAAUAG